GCGGAGGAGGAAGUGACGUCACCGAGAGCGCGACGGGAGCGGGAGUGCUCCCAGUGCUCCCAGUGAGCCAUGUCCCUGGCUGACGAGCUGCUGGCGGACCUGGAGGAGGCUGAGGAGGAGGAGGAGGCCGAGGCCGAAGGCUCCGAGGGGGGAGAGGAGCCGCCCAUCGAGGACGUGCGGGACGAGCCCCGGACCCCGGAGGGCAGCGAGUCCGUGCGCAGCAUCGCCAAGUUAUGGGGCAGCAGAGCGUUUGUGGAGAUCAUGCAGAAGAUCGAGGAGUACAUCAGCAAACAGCCCAAAGCUGCUGAAGUUUUGGGCCCGGUGGAGGCGGCCCCCGAGUACCGAGUGAUCGUCGACGCCAACAACCUGACGGUGGAGAUCGAGAACGAGCUGAACAUCAUCCACAAGUUCAUCCGGGACAAAUAUUCCAAGAGGUUCCCGGAGCUGGAGUCGCUGGUGCCCAACGCGCUGGAUUACAUCCGGACGGUCAAGGAACUGGGGAAUUCCCUGGACAAGUGCAAGAACAACGAGAACGUGCAGCAGAUCCUGACCAACGCCACCAUCAUGGUGGUCAGCGUGACGGCCUCCACCACCCAGGGGCAGCAGCUGUCGGAGGAGGAGCUGAGCCGGAUCGAGGACGCCUGCGACAUGGCCCUGGCCCUGAGCGGGGCCAAGCUCAGGAUCUACGAGUACGUCGAGUCCCGGAUGUCCUUCAUCGCCCCCAACCUCUCCCUCAUCCUCGGGGCCUCCACGGCCGCCAAGAUCAUGG
Molecule: messenger RNA, 769 nt
Organism: Myiozetetes cayanensis
Lineage: Eukaryota; Metazoa; Chordata; Aves; Passeriformes; Tyrannidae
Product: U4/U6 small nuclear ribonucleoprotein Prp31-like
Exons: 7
Biological process (GO): mRNA splicing, via spliceosome; spliceosomal tri-snRNP complex assembly
Cellular component (GO): U4/U6 x U5 tri-snRNP complex; precatalytic spliceosome; U4 snRNP
Source: RefSeq, a predicted model, not a curated record